This is a messenger RNA of Mya arenaria, 1693 nucleotides long. RefSeq lists its product as uncharacterized. The transcript is spliced from 2 exons. The record is from RefSeq and is a predicted model, not a curated record. Lineage: Eukaryota; Metazoa; Mollusca; Bivalvia; Myida; Myidae. The coding region runs from base 16 to 882 and encodes 288 amino acids.
CCUGUAUAUUUCGAAAUGUCCUCCCGUAUCCAUACAUAUAUAGAGAGAGACCUUCUAAGAGCAACCGUAGUAAAGGAAAGAAGAACUACAGGCAAUUCAACGAUAUCAACGUUUAGAGGCGAUUAUACGUUAAAUACCAAUUGUAUCGAAAUUCCGUUAGUCAAUCAAACUAUGUUCGGAUACAUCGUUUUGGUCACAAUGGCGGCCGUGUCCGUGUGCACACGCGCUAACCCAGUCACAUCAACGACAUCGUCAACGACAACAACAGCACCAUCACCGACACCAGUGGUUUCAUCAUCAGUACCAGUGGCAGAAAACUCAUCACAGCCAAGUAUACAGAACGCUGCUGUUUUCCUGUGUGCGGACCUUGUCUAUCAGAGUGAGCUAUUAGCACUAUUCCCUCCAGCGGAUAUCUCGGUGCACAACAUAAUAAAUGAAACUAAAGCUAAAGAAUACCAUGACAGAAGUUUGGACUUUUUUUGUGAAAAUGACAAACUUGACACUUAUGUGUCUUGCGUCAAUAUUUUAACAAUGUUCAAAUUCAAUGCUAUUGACAAACAGAUUGCUGAGUACAUAGAUAUGAGCAAAUUUGGAUCGGCAAUGAAGACUUAUUGUAACAGUAAGGAACUUAUCAAACAAAAUUACAUGUGUGUCCUUGAAACUGUACGAAGUCGUUCAAUUCCCUGUCAGUUGGGGGGAAUGUAUGGACUGAACCAGGGUGUUGAGAUGGGUUUGAGACUUGGACUCAGCAAGGAAGUCUAUUGUUCAAUCCGUUCUGCUGCUAUAUCAUGUAGAAGUGAUCAGUUUGCAAGGUGUAACGGCGACCUUGCGAGGGAAAUGGAGUCCGUUUAUAAUGACCUUUCAGCCGAACGUUGUUUGUGAGCUCAAAAUUGUUAUUGAAUUUGAAUUUUGUAAUGUAUUUUGUUUUCUUUAAAUAAAAGAACACCAAUGCAUGUAUAUUUAAAUAACUAGAUAAUUUGAGAACGAUAUAUGGACGAUAUUGCAUUUUUCUAUCAAUUUACUUAACUAAUAAAUGAAAUACUAAUGAAAAAACAGCGUUUCUAUAACAUUAUAUUUUAUUUAGACGCUCAUUCCUUUCUAAUUGACCUAUCCUAUUUUAGAAUGCUCAACAGUAUACGUGUAUUAUCAUAAAUUAUUUCAUAUUUAUACAUAUAGUUUUUUGGAUCAAAUUAAAUGUUUUGAUAAUCCAUUAAUGUGUUUCUUUUGUUAUUGCAUUCUAUAAAAAAAAAUAACAUAAACAAACUAGUGAAAAAGCAUUUUGUGGAGUCUGGAGUCCCGCAAUUUAGGACUUCUUUAAUAUCAGUCUGACAGGGUUUGAAAAUAAUAACUGUGGCUACGUACUGUGACUGUAUAUGAUUGCAACGUAACUUGGAAAAGUCACUAUCUGUUUUAUUCCGAUGCCUUCGUUAAAGUUAAGUUUUCUGAUUACUUUUGGGAUAAGUUUGAGGUUUUAUUUCCGUUUAAUUACCGCAAUUCCUACAUAGACUUUCGCUUUGCUUUCGCUGACCAAUUAAGUUCAGUAACCCUCUGACGAAUUACUGAAAUCACUGUUAACGGUGUGUGCUGUAUUUAUCUUUCUUUCUUAAACUUUAACAACACGUGUCAUGUUUUUAUAUUUGUCAUUUGGACAUAACAGACAGGGUUAAUAGCUAUUUUUAUUGAUCAUACUUGG